Gigantopelta aegis is the source of this 2065-nucleotide messenger RNA. Its product is annotated as multiple epidermal growth factor-like domains protein 10. Bases 219 to 1979 code for a protein of 586 amino acids. Gene Ontology annotation, biological process: cell communication. The transcript is spliced from 12 exons. NCBI's taxonomy places the organism in Eukaryota, Metazoa, Mollusca, Gastropoda, Neomphalida, Peltospiridae. Gene Ontology annotation, cellular component: membrane. The record is from RefSeq and is a predicted model, not a curated record. Gene Ontology annotation, molecular function: scavenger receptor activity.
AACAGGCAAGUUCGUUUAGUAUUAUACAUGUAAAAUAUACAUGAUAAAUGGGUAUUCUGUUGUUAAAUUAAUCGAUGUACACCCGUCUCUGUUUUAUUUUGUAGGUGUUUAUUGACUAUACCAUACUAUAUAUUUGGACUAUAAAGUCAGCGCUAUCCACUUGUUCUUCACUACUUAAGACAACAUUCGAAACAACUGGAACUGACCAGUCGAAUGCAAUGGAUGGUGACUUGAGUCCAAUUGGUUGUCCUGUACUAAGAGUGGUUUACCAAACAAAACCAGAUGACUCGUCUGCAGUUGCGCUGGAGGUCUCCAAGAACUACGCGUGCCCUAGCGACAAGAAAAAUAUUCUGUUUAAAGGUUCUGAGAUGUGCUUGGAAUGUCCCGAGGGUACCUACAACAGCGGUGUCAGCACAUGUCAGCUGUGUCCAAUAGCAACGUACAAUAAUCGAUCUGGACAGACCGCCUGUUUGAACUGUGACCCUGGCACCAGUACAUACAGAGAGGGAAGUACAAACUCGUCACAUUGUUUUCCUACUUGUCAACUUGGAUCCUAUUCUGAUAAUCAGCUGCAGCCAUGUGCAAGCUGUCCACUUAACACUUAUGGAGUUAACACUACGUACUGUCAGCCAUGUCCAGCAAUGAGCACCACACACGAGAUAGGAGCCACGUCCAUCUCCAUGUGUCGGGUAUGUGAUUAUAAUCACUAUGGUGAUGAGUGCAGUAAACGAUGUUCCAGUCGACACUGUGAUGAAAGAACCGGUAUAUCAUCAUGUGACGUCAAUGGGUCAUGUGAAUGGGGAUGUAAACCAGGAUGGAUGGGUGUAGACUGCAUCGAAAAAUGCCCAAAAAGACAGUAUGGACAAGACUGUGGAAAGCUGUGUGCGAACCGGAAGUGUCAGGAUAGUUUCGGUUCUUCCUGUGAUCACGUGACUGGAAAGUGUGUCGGCGGGUGUAGCCCAGGAUACCUAUCUAUAGAUUGUACCAAACAUUGUGAUUAUGUGCAUUAUGGUGUGAACUGUAAAUCGAUAUGUGCACAGAGACACUGUAAAGGCGACCAGUUUUGUGACUUUAAAUUCGGAAACUGCAAAGACGGGUGUCUGCUAGGGUGGAAAGGACGCAACUGCAAUGAAAGCUGUGAUCCCGAUCACUAUGGUUACGGAUGCAGUAAACAAUGUUCCAUAAGACACUGUGACGAAACAGUUGGUAUAUCAUCAUGUGACGCCACAGGAUCAUGUGACAGGGGCUGUAUACCAGGAUGGACGGGAACCGACUGUCUGGAAAGGUGUGACGGGAAAUAUGGCCCAGGAUGCAGUUCGUCAUGCAGUGCCAGACACUGUAGAGCUGACGAUGCCCCAUGUGAUCACGUGACUGGUUCAUGUGAUGGACCAUGUGAUGCUGGCUGGCAAGGAGAAACCUGCACUGACAGUUGUAAUGUCGGUUUGUAUGGCAGAGAUUGUGCGUUGGACUGCAACAAAAGACAGUGCAAAAAUAAAGCAGCCAGCUGUAAUCAUGUUGACGGAUCGUGUGGAGGGGAGUGUCAAGGCGACUACAUAGGCAUCGACUGUACAGGGUGUGACGGGAAAUAUGGCCCAGGAUGCAGUUCGGCAUGCAGUGCCAGACACUGUAGAGCUGACGAUGCCCCAUGUGAUCACGUGACUGGUUCGUGUGAUGGACCAUGUGAUGCCGGCUGGAAAGAAGAAACCUGCACUGACAAAUGUGACACUGGUACAUACGGAGACAACUGUGUCAUGGCCUGCGCUGCCAGACACUGCAUCGAUAUAGAUGUCUGUCCUCAUCAAGACGGAGAAUGUGUAGGUGGAUGUAACUCUGGAUUUCAGGGACUGGACUGUUUAAAAGAUAUUUCAAGCAAAGGAGACUCCACAAAAGAUACAGAUUAUAUUAUCAUUGCGCUUGCUGUUGCUGCUGGAGUAUUUUGUAUCUUGUUCAUCACCGUUACCUGUAUCCAUCUGUGGUAAGCGGUUAUGCAGAAACUAGACUGGAACACGAGAGUUGCAAGUUCCCCUCUCCAUUGCACAUCUCAGUCUUCUCCUAUAAAUUUAUA